This is a messenger RNA of Malurus melanocephalus (red-backed fairy wren), 1365 nucleotides long. RefSeq names its product hydroxysteroid 17-beta dehydrogenase 1 (gene HSD17B1). Gene Ontology annotation, molecular function: estradiol 17-beta-dehydrogenase [NAD(P)+] activity. The record is from RefSeq and is a predicted model, not a curated record. Gene Ontology annotation, cellular component: cytoplasm. Gene Ontology annotation, biological process: estrogen biosynthetic process. NCBI's taxonomy places the organism in Eukaryota, Metazoa, Chordata, Aves, Passeriformes, Maluridae.
AUGGGGUGGCUGCGUUGGCCAGCACUGCCAGCCAUGGAGAGAACCACGGUGCUGAUCACGGGCUGCUCCUCGGGCAUUGGCCUGGCACUGGCUGCACGCCUGGCAGCCGAUGCCGCUCGCCGCUUCAAAGGUAAAGGGUCAACCCUGUCCUGGGGGUGUCCGGCCGUCCCAAGUGGUCUCCGGGCUGGGCCAGGCAGUACCACACCAAGGACAGACAGAGCCGGGGGUGGUCUGGGGUUGGUGCUGACUGCACAGCUCAGUGCUGCCCACGGCUGUGCUCUGCCCCCAGUUUAUGCCACCAUGCGUGACCUGGCCAAGGGUGAGCGGCUGCUGGAGCGCCUGGGCGGCUGCUGCCCCGACACGCUGGAGAUCUUGCAGCUUGAUGUCACUGACCCGUGCUCGCUGGCAGCUGCUGCACAGCGGCUGCAGGGACAGCGGCUGGAUGUGCUGGUCUGCAAYGCCGGGGUGGGACUGAUGGGACCGCUGGAGACCUGCUCCGACCAAGCCAUGAAAACUCUGUUCGACGUGAACCUUUUCGGGGCUGUCCGCACCAUCCAGGCGUUCCUGCCCGCCAUGAAGAGCCGCAGGGCYGGGCGGAUCAUCGUCUCCAGCAGCAUUGGGGGGCUGCAAGGGCUGCCCUUCAAUGCUGUGUACUGCGCCAGCAAAUUUGCAGUGGAGGGGCUGUGCGAGAGUCUGGCCAUCGUCCUGCGCCCCUUCAACAUCCACCUGACCCUGGUGGAGUGUGGCCCCGUCCACACCAGCUUCCUGGCCAACCUGCAGCGCCCCGACCCUGAGGGCAGCGAGAUGCGGAGCCUGGACGCAGACACACGGGAGCUGUACCGCCGGUACCUGUGGCACUGUCAGAGCAUCUUCCGCGACGCGGCGCAGGAGGUGGAGGAGGUGCUGCCGGUGUUCCUGGAGGCCAUCGGCAGCCCCAGCCCGCCCCUCCGCUGCGCCAGCACCCACCUCCUCGCCCCRCUCUGGCGCCUGCGGUUGAGCAACCCCGACGGCUCCGCGUAUGUGCGCGCCAUGCACGAUUUCGUCUUCGGCGGCGGCGAAGCCAGCGGGGACCAGCCCUGAGUGGAGCCACCGGAACACCGGUACCCUGAGCGGAGCCACGGGAACACCGGUACCCUGAGCGGAGCCACCGGAACACCGGUACCCUGAGCGGAGCCACCGGAACACCGGUACCCUGAGCGGAGCCACCGGAACACCGGUAGCCGCCGCCAUGCGAACCCCCAGCCCGGGCCUCAUCGCGUGCUCGGUCCCGACGCGUCCCCAAUAAAGCCCUUUGCAGCCGCACGAUUCCGUCUGGGUCCGUCUCACGCCGCGGGCCGGGCGGAGCUGCARUGCGGCCGGAUCUGC